Molecule: messenger RNA, 1286 nt
Organism: Talaromyces proteolyticus
Lineage: Eukaryota; Fungi; Ascomycota; Eurotiomycetes; Eurotiales; Trichocomaceae
Exons: 3
Coding region: 144-1007 (287 amino acids)
Source: RefSeq, a predicted model, not a curated record
CUUGCAUCCAUUUAUAGCGUAUACUUGAGAUCUACGGAUAUCUUCUUUUCAAUUUUAAUAAGCCUUCGACCAGAAACCGAGACACCUUGUGUAUCCAUUACCUUCAUGUAUUAGUCUUCUUUAGACACCCGAACUUAACAGUCAUGGAUAUCGAUAUAACACAUCUAAAACAUUCCCUCAUCUGGCAACCGGUAUCAAUGAGUAUAGGAAGCUUAGGACUGUCAAACCUGAUUUGUCAUGUGCUGUAUGGCGUUCUGGACUGGAGGGCGGUAGCUUUGACCACGUCUUUUCACUUUAUCAGCAUUGCCUUGGACCACUACAAAGAUCAUCUACAAUCUUAUAAGAUCGCAAAACAGAGCAGGAAUCAAGAUGCUCUCAAUAUCUUUCAAUUCACACAUUGGAUGAUCUUUUUAUCCGCACUUAUCGCUGUUACAGCACUUACGCAAUGCCCGCUAUCUACGACUGUAAAAACGGCCUGUUUUGUUGCACCGGCACUACUGUGGGAUUUUCAUAUUUUUGAAUUUACUUAUAAGGGAAGAAAGGAGUAUGUCUCUGUCAAACGGAUUCCUGGUAUUAAACCGUUUCUUGUUGGAUUUAUCCGUGGGUGCGGGACUUACUUAGUUGUGGAGUCCAUCAUGACCCCAACUUACACUUACCAACCUGUGUACCCAUGGAACCCUUUCCAGCUGAUUGUAUGGGUAAUGAUGGACAGAUCAUGUUAUUCGUUUCUGUUAGAUAUACGUGAUUAUGAUGAAGAUAAGAGGGGGAGCGUACGCACCCUAGUGGUUCUACUGGGCUCGAUUCCUCUUUCCAAGUUGUUCCUUGUUGUGGCCCACUUCAUUACCAUUUGCAUCUUUCACGAAAACCUAUACAUUAUAGGUGCGGCGCUCUACGCAGCGGCUCUUGGGUUAUAUUUGGACCACAAGAGUCACGGGGUAUGGUUCGAUCUGAGCUGUCAUUCGCUGACUUUCGCUGUUGCUGGCUACUUCAUUGUUCAAUUAACAUAGUGUCAUGUAAUGCUGGUGUAUUUGCUUGGAGGAAAAUCUCAUAUAAAACCUGAAAGUACUAGGGUAGAGGAUUGUUUCUAAUACAGAGUAUUGCAAUACUCCUCCACCGCAUUAUUCUACACCAACCCGCUUGUCAUCCUUCAUCGUCUAUUCCACGUGGGGCGUUCACGUGAGACUAUCAUCUACUACUAGGAGAAUAAGUGCUAGGAUUGAAUUCUAAAACUGAGACCAGGAUGAAGUCGACCAAAAAGUCCGGCUCUUGCAGCGCUUGGAGUAAUA